GGCGGAGGCGGGCCCGGGCGGGGCGCAGGAGCCGGCCCGUUCCAAACCCGCCCCCCGCCGCGGGGAGGAGGCGGUGGCCGAGCUCCCCCGUCUCGGCCUCCCCGUGCCGUGCCGAGCCGCGCCGUGCCGUGCCAGAGCUGAACCGAGCCAGAGCGAGCCGUGCCGGUCUGAACCCAAGCGUGCCGUGCCGAGCCGAGCCUUCUCAUGGCGGCCCCCGGUCCCACGCGUGUCCCGGUCCCGGCACGGAGCCGCCGCUGAGCGCUGUGCUCCGGCUCGGCGUCCAGAGUUUCAAUGUUCUGACUUGCUCUAAGAUGAAGGUAUGGAAGUUUGCAGCCAUUGCAUCGAUGCUCCUCAGUUCCAUGUUAUCCAUUUUAGUUUGUAGAGACAUGUUCAACGGAAGCCGGACAUACAGCCCCUUGCCUUCCUCGCUGUCCUCACGGGCAUCCUCCUCUUCACUGCCGGCAGCUCUGCGGAGACCCCCUCGGGCCCUGCCACGCCACAGCUCGCUGCUCACCCAGUACGGCAGCUUGUUCGAGAGCUACACAGAGGGGGAGAUCCGGCAGCUCAUCUCAGCACUGGUGGAGCGCUACAGCCAGGCCAUGAACUCAGGCGGCCACGAGCUGCCGCUCUUCCCCAAGGCGGGCAACCGCAUGAAGCGCGCACGAGCUCGCCACAAACCCUGUGCCCUGAAGGAGCUGGAGGUAAGCGUCAGCGAGCUGGGCCUGGGUUAUGAGUCAGACGAGACAGUGCUGUUCCGCUACUGCAGCGGCACCUGUGACGCAGCUGUCAGGAACUAUGACCUCUCACUGAAGAGUGUACGCAGCAAGAGGAGGAUCAGGAAGGAGAAGGUCCGGGCUCGGCCCUGCUGCCGGCCGCUUUCCUAUGAUGACGAUGUCUCCUUCUUGGAUGCCUACAACCGCUACUACACUGUCAACGAGCUCUCGGCCAAGGAGUGUGGCUGCGUGUGAAGGGCCGGGGUGGCCAGGCGGAGGCGAUGCCCCAGAACCGCUGGCAGCAAGGCCAAGGGGUCACGGUCUGCUGUGAGGAUGGGGACGGGCCCUGCACCGCUGCCUGCCCCAGUGACCCUCCCCAUUUGGGGCAGUGGGGGCUGUGGGAGGAGAAGAGACUGCGAUGCUCGUUUAUCCCCAAGCGCUGCUUCCUGGCUCACAUACACAUGUGACGUGACUGUACAGGACUGUAGAGGAAGCUGUAAGUGCCAUCGGAGGCUGCAGUCGUUGAGGGGUGGUCUGGGGGUGCCAGUGGGUGUGCAACACAUGAGCAGGGUGUGCUGUGGGCGCAGGGCACUUUGCACGCUUGGGGUGCAUGCAUAUGGGGUGUGUUGAACGCAGCGUGUCACACAUAUGGGACACAUCACAAGCUGAAGGGGGGAUGCAAGGCAGGUGUGAACUGCACAGAGGUGAUGAGUCCAGGUGCGUGGGGUGGUAGGAGCAAGAGGCUGCACUGCAGGGCUGUGCAGGUGGUGCCAUGGUGCUGGACACGAUGUGCUAGAUGCAUAGUGCGUGUUAUGGGCAUGGGGAGUGUUAAACAGCUGCGGGUGCCCUCAGGGGGGUGCUGAGCCCCAUGGGCUGAAGCUGCCCUGUGUGUGGGGUUUCCUGGUUUCACUGCAGCCAUACUGGGGUCCCUAUGCUGCACAGGGGUGGUCCCAUGCCCCCAGAUUCCCUGGUGUAGAGCAGAGCUGCACGGACGCUGGUUUGUGCUCUGGGGAAAGGGUCUGGCUCCACUCCCGGUGCCUGCUUUGUGAUCACCUCACGCUCCGCAGCCUGGGCUUGGCUUUCUAAAACUUGGGAUAAUCUGAAGUAACUGGAUUAACCUCUCAACCCCUCUGCAGGCAGUGGGGCUUGAGAUGUGCCACCACCAGGGAGGGGACAAAGCACCACGAGGCCACUGGCAAAGCUGGGUUGGCAGCGUGGCUGGAAGCACCGACGGUUUGGGUUCCCCCGAAAGCCAGACUGGCCCUGCCAGCUGCAGCACGUGUGUAAUUCCCAUUGCCUUGCAGGGCGGUGGGGCUCAAAUUGUGCGCGGGAGAGGGCUCAGGCCUGGGCUUUGGCUACGGUUCGCAUUUACAGCAGUGUCACUCUUGUUUACUCUGCGGAGAAAUAAAUGAGACCGCAGACUUUUGCAUUCUCUGGGCAGGCUAAAUUUGUUGCCUGGGAUUGAUGGGUUUUCUCCCCUUGGCCUUCUUCCCAGAAAAAGCAAAUCAUAAACAGAAGGAGAAUAUUGGUGUCAUGUCCUGGGCAUUAACCACUGCGAGUGAAAACACUCUGCUCGCAGCCCCUAUGGCAGUGGUGGCCUCAUUCCCAGCCCAGCUCUGUGAUGGAGCAGGGAGCAGUUGUGCUGCUACAGGGGCUGUGUGGGAUUUUGGGGUGCAGCCCCGCGGGGGACACAGCAGCCCCUGUCUCCCCCUGACAGGGCAGGCAGUGGGGGGAUGGGGGGCAGCAGCUGCCUGACCCCUGUGCAGGGCCGGGCUGGCUUUGUGCUUUCCAUCCAGCAGCCACUCUUGGCUGAGCGGAGCCAGGAUGUAGCGAUGCAAUGUAAACACCAUCCUUCAGCAGGGCUGGCCGUGCACCCAGCGUCCCCGUGAAAGCAGUCUGCAUUCUGUAACGCUGAGUUUUCCCCCUCACGACUGGGAAAAGGAGACGCUGCCACUGGCAUGGGGUGCAAAGCCUGUCUGCGGGGCACUGGCCCGGGCGGAUGCACACUGGGACACAAAUGCUGCUGAGAUGGUGAAAGCUGUGUGACACCGCAGGUGCGCAGAGCUGGCUGCUCACAAAAUGCUUUUGCAAAGUGCCGCAGCACUGUGAGGGUUGCAUGGAAGGGGAAUGAGAAAGAUGUCCCCCAAAAUAAGCAGCCAGAGGCUGUGCAGUAGGAGUAGAAUGGAGGCAGCAGAUGAGCACUAUCAGUGUGGUUGCUCACGGCAGAUAACCGACUCACUCCUGACUAAAAAAAAAAAUAAUACACCCAAAUCUAAUAAUAAUAACGGCACUCUCAAGGGCUUGGGUGCUUUCCAGUUCUUACUACUAUAAAACUAAAAUUAGUUUUGUUGCAGAAGCCUCCAGUUAAAAAAAAAAAAAAAGGCAGGAACUUGAGCACUAAAGGAAGGGAAGGUGCUACAGCACAGCAGCAGUGCAGCACCGGGCCCCGUGUAAGGAGGGUUUGUAGAUGGGCUCCCUGCAGCUGCCCCUGCCUGCAUUGUCCUGAGCCCAGGGAGGUGCUUGUGGGAUUUCAUAACUGCUGCAUUGCCCAAGUGUCUGUUUACAGCCUGUUUGUAGAAAGUUCUGAGAAAUAUCAGGGUGGUUUAGGGUGCUGUGAUGUGCAAGAGCUCAGCAGUGCCUGCUGAGAGCAGACCUGGCAUGAGGGAUGAGGCCAAAGGUCCCAUCCUCCUGCCUGCCCUUGGCUGUGAGCAGUGGGGAGGUGAAGGGGCUCGGGCACCCCAGCCCCAAAAGUCCGGGCCCACGAGGGAAAACUUGAUGGAAUGCGUGCACGCUGCAAAUCAAUGCAAAUAGCUGUGCUGAACCUUUAUUCCCUCCCUUCACCCCCCCUCUUUUUCACCCCAUCAGCAUCCCGCCUGCACAGAGGAGCAGGGGAAGUGGCUGACAUUCACUGCUGAUGGCGCAGCGGCUAAGUGUGCUGAGCGUGGGGUUUUUGGAGUGCAGCUGGGCUGCAGCUGGGCUUCACGACCACAGGCUCCUGGAGCAGUUCUGGGGCUGAGCACACCCAUUGCGGCUGUUGCCUGGGGGUGGUUUUGGCUUGCCUGUCACUGUCGUGCAUGUUGCUUGGGGCUGUCCUCUUGGUGACACUGAGUCCACCCUGUGCUGCUGCAGGAGCAUCGCCCAGCCCACAUUGUCCUGUGCCGUGCUGCUGCUGCCUGGGCAGAGAAAUGUGGUUCCAAUAGAAAUACUGAUAUUUCCCUAAUGCUUUCCGUUUCUCCGGCCCUCUCUGCUGUAAUAGGAGCUGGAGCUGUCUGUAAGAAUGUCUACAAUGCAGAAAAGGCAAAAGGAUGGAAAAUUCCCUCCUCAAAGCUACAGCAAAAACUCAUCUGUCUCCCUUCCUUGUCAUCCCAUGCAUUACUUAUUGUUAAUAAUAACAAUGGUGUGCCACAUCUCUCAGGGGGUGGUUUUAGGAUUCUUGUGUCUUCUUGCAGCUUGCCUAUCCGCUGCUGCAGCCUUGCUUCAGCAUCACCCGCAAGGGCAGGAGGCAAGGGUGUUUCACAGAGUUUGAAAACUCAAGAGGUUUGGAAACACAAGAUGUUUAAAACUAUUCCGGUGGUGACAGCUCAAAAUAUGAGUGUUAUGUUAUCCCGGCUCUCCUACAAUGAGUUAUGGGACGUUUCAUUGUGUUUUACUAUACACAUCUCUAUAUGAACGUGCCUGUGUUUGUGUAAUGCUGGCCGGAGCCGGAGGCGUGCGAGGCGCAGCAGCGCUGGCUCUGGCUCUGGCUCGGCUCCGCCUGUCACUUGCAUCAGUCGGGAUCCCAUUUGCUGACAACGGGCUCACUCCCGAUUUGGUAUCUGUGAGGGGGAAAUGGGCCUAACAUCAUUGUUUCCACUUGAUGAAAGCACUGGCAAACAUCGUGUUCCUUAUUUAAACAGGUCCAGAAACUUGCUGGGAAGAAAUCAUUUUUCCCAGUUUAUCAAGACAAAUUAUUUUUCAUCGGUAUUCAAAACCUCAGCCUUCUUCUCUCAAUAAAUAGGGCUACCACAUGUUUUUGUUCUUGGUUAAACAAGGCGUAGCCUCAAACUUGAGGCCCAAGAAGAGGGAAAAAAAAAAAAAAAAGGAUAAAAAGGGAAAAAAAACCCACAGAGGUAAACACAGAGGUUUAGCAACUGCAGGUGGGAGCAGGGUGGGCACAAGCGGAGGCAGCCCUGCCUCCAUGGCUCUGCUCGGCACUGUCUGCGUAGAUCCAUUUCCCUUCUGGUAUAGUUGGGUCUGACCGACCAUCUGCAGAAGUUGAUGCAAUGCAUCUAUAUUUUAGAUACGCUCUAUUUAUUCAAAGUAACUUAUGUUAUUUAUUUAGAUACCAUAGUGUGCCAUCUACGUAAUGCGUUCUUUCUCUCUUUUUUUAAAAAUAUUUUAUUUAUUGAUCCAAAUGGUGCCAAAUGCAGUUUACAUUUAUUACAAUUUUACCAUUUAUUCUAAACAAUGGGAAAAAUACAGUAUGAUUUUUUUUAAACAAACAUAAACUUGGGUGUGAUGCUGUUACAUACUCACGGUAAAGUAAAAAUAAAAGGAGAAUUACACUGA
Molecule: messenger RNA, 5261 nt
Organism: Anas platyrhynchos (mallard)
Lineage: Eukaryota; Metazoa; Chordata; Aves; Anseriformes; Anatidae
Gene: NRTN
Product: neurturin
Molecular function (GO): glial cell-derived neurotrophic factor receptor binding; growth factor activity; receptor tyrosine kinase binding
Source: RefSeq, a predicted model, not a curated record